Messenger RNA from Acipenser ruthenus (sterlet), 2384 nucleotides. It is a transcript of the gene pgm3, whose product is annotated as phosphoglucomutase 3. Gene Ontology annotation, molecular function: magnesium ion binding; phosphoacetylglucosamine mutase activity. Gene Ontology annotation, biological process: UDP-N-acetylglucosamine biosynthetic process; hemopoiesis; carbohydrate metabolic process. The transcript is spliced from 13 exons. NCBI's taxonomy places the organism in Eukaryota, Metazoa, Chordata, Actinopteri, Acipenseriformes, Acipenseridae. The record is from RefSeq and is a predicted model, not a curated record. Bases 252 to 2006 code for a protein of 584 amino acids.
GGAUGAAAUAAAGUAAACAAAUUAUCCUUACAUGCUGUAGGUUUGAAUGGGAUGUUGUUGCUACGAAGAUAAAGCUGGAACCGGGAGAUCGUUCAGUCUCUGAUGUCAGGAGUUACGGAAGAACGAGUGGCCAGGCAGGAGCCACGGCAGACAGGAGAAGCAGACAUCUGGGCAGAGAAGUUUGGAGUGGUAAUACCGCCGACCGAAGUUGACGUGGAGCUGGCCCGGGAAGGGCUGUUUGAACUGGUUGCAUGGAUCUCGGCUCCGGGAAAAACGGCAAACAGAUCAUUAUCCGCCGAAACGGAAUAAUCCAGAAUACUGUCCAUGAUGCGUGCAUUUACGAUGAAAUCGAAACGCAACUGAGAGACAUGGCUCAGUUCAAGGAGGUUGUGCAGAGGUCUUCUCUUCACCCUAAACCAGUGGGACUGGUUCUUCAGUAUGGGACGGCCGGGUUCCGCACCAAGGCUCAAGACCUGGACCAUGUCAUGUUCAGGAUGGGUCUGCUGGCUGUGCUAAGAUCCAAAAAAACCAAAUCCACCAUCGGGAUCAUGGUCACUGCCUCUCACAACCCAGAGGAAGACAAUGGUGUCAAACUAGUGGACCCUUUGGGGGAGAUGCUGGCCCCUUCUUGGGAAGAGUACUCCACACAGCUGGCUAAUGCAGAAGAACAAGGACUGCUGACUGCCUUAAAAGAUGUCAUUGAAAAAGAAGCUGUGAACAUGCAGCAAGAGGCGUGUGUCGUGGUUGGGAGAGACACCAGGCCCAGCAGUGAGAAACUUUCCCAGGCAGUUUUAGAUGGUGUGAUGGCUCUAGGGGGCAAAUACCAUGAUUACGGCCUUGUGACAACGCCACAGCUGCAUUUCAUGGUUUGCUGCCGAAACACUAAUGGCCUGUACGGUACAGCCAGUGUGGAAGGAUACUACCAGAAAGUUUCCCAGGCUUUUGUCGAGCUGACAAAGCAGGCCCCAAAUCGCACUGAUGACCACAAGCACCUGAAGGUGGACGGAGCAAAUGGGAUUGGAGCUCUUAAACUCAAGGAGAUGGAGGGGUUCCUGCAAAAAGAACUACUGGUGUCUCUGUACAAUGACGGGAGCAGCGGGAAGCUCAACUAUCUUUGCGGGGCAGAUUUUGUCAAAGUCCAGCAGAAAUCUCCACAAGGUAUUGAGAUGCUGGCAGGUGAACGCUGCUGCUCUUUUGACGGGGACGCUGACAGAAUCGUCUACUAUUACAAUGACGAUGCCGGGCACUUCCACCUGCUUGAUGGAGAUAAAAUAGCAACCUUGAUAGGCACCUUCCUAAAAGAGCUCCUCCCAAAGGCAGGUUUGGAUCUUCAGAUUGCAGUGGUACAAACCGCUUAUGCAAAUGGAAGCUCCACACGAUACCUUGAGGAAACUAUGAAGGUCCAAGUGCACUGUGCCAAAACUGGGGUCAAACACUUACACCACAAGGCUCAGGAGUUUGACAUUGGGGUUUACUUUGAGGCUAAUGGCCAUGGCACUGUUCUGUUCAGUAAAGGAGCAGAAGAGAAGAUCAAACAGCAGGCACAAAAUGAAAAUGCUGCUGAUGAAAAAAGAAAAGCUGCUAAAAUAUUGGAGAGUACCAUCAAUCUGAUCAACCAGACUGUUGGUGAUGCCAUUUCAGACAUGUUGGUAAUUGAGGCAGUCUUGGCACUGAAAGGCCUGGCAGUUAACCACUGGGAUGCAAUGUACACAGACCUUCCAAAUAGACAACUCAAAGUAAAGGUGGCAGACAGGAGAGUUAUUGAAACCGCAGAUGCAGAGAGGUGUGCAGUUAGCCCACCAGGGCUGCAGGAAGCAAUCAAUGCUCUAGUGAAGAAGUACAGUCUGUCCAGGGCAUUCGUCCGGCCAUCAGGAACUGAAGAUGUUGUCCGGGUGUACGCUGAAGCAGACACGCAGGGCAAUGCUGACACCUUGGCAUAUGAAGUGAGCCUGGCAGUGUACCAGCUAGCUGGAGGAGUUGGCGAGGAGCCUAAGCCCUUGCAGUAACUGGCUGGAUGCACUUCCCACAUAGUGUACCAUUAUGGAUUAACUUAGGGAUGCAUGCAAUAAAAGGCUGUGGUGUAUUUUAGGAGAUGGAACAAAAUGUUUAAAAUAAUGUUAAGGAAAGACUUUUACAUCAGAAUUCCAUUCUGUGCGGUACUAUACUAUUUUUCUAAUCCAGUAUAAAAAAAGCAAAAAACAAACAAACAUGUACUUAGGGAAAGUUAUUCAAAUAAUAGUUGUAGUGUGAUCCUCAGAAGGACUGUGCCUAACCUCAGUAAAUACAACGUGUAUACAAACCAUUUAUGCUGCUUGCAGUUGUUUAUGUGGAAGAUGCCUUAUUAUUUUGUGUUUGAUUAACAAUGGGAGACUCAAGAUUAAAAA